Aureococcus anophagefferens is the source of this 1086-nucleotide messenger RNA. RefSeq lists its product as hypothetical. Bases 1 to 1086 code for a protein of 361 amino acids. The record is from RefSeq and is a predicted model, not a curated record. Gene Ontology annotation, molecular function: sulfotransferase activity. The transcript has a single exon. Lineage: Eukaryota; Pelagophyceae; Pelagomonadales; Pelagomonadaceae.
AUGGCCGCGCAAGAGCAGGCUCCUUGCUCCCCAAGCGCGACGCGUUCCACCAAUUUCCCAUUGCCGCUCCCCGCGCGCUUCCUGGAAGCGUCGGAAGCCGUCGGCGAGACGGUCGUGCUCGCGAGCUACCCGCGGUCCGGCAACUCCCUCUUGCGGUCGCUCCUCGAGUCGAUCAGCGGCGUCGUCACGGGCUCGGACACGGCGCCGAACCGCACGCUGUCGCUGGCGCUCCAGGAGUGCGGCGUGCGCGGCGAGGGUGUCAUCGACGAGCGCGCCUGGGUCGUCAAGAGCCACUACCCGGAGCGGCGCGGCUGCGCGCGCUUCGCGGCGAAACGCGCGAUCCUGCUCGUGCGGAACCCCUGGGACGUCAUCGACUCCUACUUCAACAUGACCCUGACGAACAGCCACAACACGACGAUGCGCGACGACCAGUACGCGCGCUUCGAGGAGCUCUUCCGCGGCCUCGCCAGGGCCGAGGCCGACGUCUGGGCGAGGUUCAACCGCUGGUGGCUCCGGGCGCCGAUCCCGCUGCUCGUCGUGCGCUACGAGGACCUCGUGCACCACCGGCACCGCACGCUGCGGCGCGUCGCCUGGUUCCUCCGGGGCUGCGACCCGCUCGAGGGCACGGGCUGGGCCGAUCGCGUCGACGCGGCGUGCGGCGCGGAGCUCGACGCGUCGGGCUUCUACGCGCCGCGCCGCGGCGGCGCGCGGCGCGUCGGGUCGUCGCUGCGGCGUUUUGAUGAUGCGUUGCGCGGCGAGGUCGAGGACAUCUGCGGGUCCAUGCUCGCGGAUUUCGGCUACGACGCGGGCCGGGGGUUUCCCGAGACCGUCGACGUCGCGCCGCGGGCGCUCCGCGCGCCCGUGCCGCCGGGCGACGGCGACCACGACGUCGACGACUCCGGGGCGCUCCUGCUCAACGGCGGCCGCGAGGUGCGGGACAAGGACUCGCCCUUCGGGCGCUACAUGACGACGUUCCGCCGGUCGCUGACGGAGCCCGUCGUGGCCGACGACGGCGCGGAGCUCAACGCGCACGAGGUCGCCGCGGCGCGCGCGCGCGGGGACGCGCCGCUCCGGGUCGCGCGGUAA